Molecule: messenger RNA, 6345 nt
Organism: Closterium sp. Naga37s-1
Lineage: Eukaryota; Viridiplantae; Streptophyta; Zygnematophyceae; Desmidiales; Closteriaceae
Source: the annotation of a GenBank genome assembly
AUGGCAUGCGGGGUGGCAUGCGUGGUGGCAUGCGUGGUGGCAUGCGUGGUGGCAUGCGUGGUGGCAUGCGUGGUGGCAUGCGUGGUGGCAUGCGUGGUGGCAUGCGUGGUGGCAUGCGUGGUGGCAUGCGUGGUGGCAUGCGUGGUGGCAUGCGUGGUGGCAUGCGUGGUGGCAUGCGUGGUGGCAUGCGUGGUGGCAUGCGUGGUGGCAUGCGUGGUGGCAUGCGUGGGGGCAUGCGUGGUGGCAUGCGUGGUGGCAUGCGUGGUGGCAUGCCGUGGUGGCAUGCGUGGUGGCAUGCGUGGUGGCAUGCGUGGUGGCAUGCGUGGUGGCAUGCGUGGUGGCAUGCGUGGUGGCAUGCGUGGUGGCAUGCGUGGUGGCAAUGCGUGGUGGCAUGCGUGGUGGCAUGCGUGGUGGCAUGCGUGGUGGCAUGCGUGGUGGCAUGCGUGGUGGCAUGCGUGGGUGGCAUGCGUGGUGGCAUGCGUGGUGGCAUGCGUGGUGGCAUGCGUGGUGGCAUGCGUGGUUGGCAUGCGUGGUGGCAUGCGUGGUGGCAUGCGUGGUGGCAUGCGUGGUGGCAUGCGUGGUGGCAUGCGUGGUGGCAUGCGUGGUGGCAUGCGUGGUGGCAUGCGUGGUGGCAUGCGUGGUGGCAUGCGUGGUGGCAUGCGUGGUGGCAUGCGUGGUGGCAUGCGUGGUGGCAUGCGUGGUGGCAUGCGUGGUGGCAUGCGUGGUGGCAUGCGUGGUGGCAUGCGUGGUGGCAUGCGUGGUGGCAUGCGUGGUGGCAUGCGUGGUGGCAUGCGUGGUGGCAUGCGUGGUGGCAUGCGUGGUGGCAUGCGUGGUGGCAUGCGUGGUGGCAUGCGUGGUGGCAUGCGUGGUGGCAUGCGUGGUGGCAUGCGUGGUGGCAUGCGUGGUGGCAUGCGUGGUGGCAUGCGUGGUGGCAUGCGUGGUGGCAUGCGUGGUGGCAUGCGUGGUGGCAUGCGUGGUGGCAUGCGUGGUGGCAUGCGUGGUGGCAUGCGUGGUGGCAUGCGUGGUGGCAUGCGUGGUGGCAUGCGUGGUGGCAUGCGUGGUGGCAUGCGUGGUGGCAUGCGUGGUGGCAUGCGUGGUGGCAUGCGUGGUGGCAUGCGUGGUGGCAUGCGUGGUGGCAUGCGUGGUGGCAUGCGUGGUGGCAUGCGUGGUGGCAUGCGUGGUGGCAUGCGUGGUGGCAUGCGUGGUGGCAUGCGUGGUGGCAUGCGUGGUGGCAUGCGUGGUGGCAUGCGUGGUGGCAUGCGUGGUGGCAUGCGUGGUGGCAUGCGUGGUGGCAUGCGUGGUGGCAUGCGUGGUGGCAUGCGUGGUGGCAUGCGUGGUGGCAUGCGUGGUGGCAUGCGUGGUGGCAUGCGUGGUGGCAUGCGUGGUGGCAUGCGUGGUGGCAUGCGUGGUGGCAUGCGUGGUGGCAUGCGUGGUGGCAUGCGUGGUGGCAUGCGUGGUGGCAUGCGUGGUGGCAUGCGUGGUGGCAUGCGUGGUGGCAUGCGUGGUGGCAUGCGUGGUGGCAUGCGUGGUGGCAUGCGUGGUGGCAUGCGUGGUGGCAUGCGUGGUGGCAUGCGUGGUGGGCAUGCGUGGUGGCAUGCGUGGUGGCAUGCGUGGUGGCAUGCGUGGUGGCAUGUCCGUGGUGGCAUGCGUGGUGGCAUGCGUGGUGGCAUGCGUGGUGGCAUGCGUGGUGGCAUGCGUGGUGGCAUGCGUGGUGGCAUGCGUGGUGGCAUGCGUGGUGGCAUGCGUGGUGGCAAUGCGUGGUGGCAUGCGUGGUGGCACGUGGUGGCAUGCGUGGUGGCAUGCGUGGUGGCAUGCGUGGUGGCAUGCGUGGUGGCAUGCGUGGUGGCAUGCGUGGUGGCAUGCGUGGUGGCAUGCGUGGUGGCAUGCGUGGUGGCAUGCGUGGUGGCAUGCGUGGUGGCAUGCGUGGUGGCAUGCUGGUGGCAUGCGUGGUGGCAUGCGUGGUGGCAUGCGUGGUGGCAUGCGUGUGGCAUGCGUGGUGGCAUGCGUGGUGGCAUGCGUGGUGGCAUGCGUGGUGGCAUGCGUGGUGGCAUGCGUGGUGGCAUGCGUGGUGGCAUGCGUGGUGGCAUGCGUGGUGGCAUGCGUGGUGGCAUGCGUGGUGGCAUGCGUGGUGGCAUGCGUGGUGGCAUGCGUGGUGGCAUGCGUGGUGGCAUGCGUGGUGGCAUGCGUGGUGGCAUGCGUGGUGGCAUGCGUGGUGGCAUGCGUGGUGGCAUGCGUGGUGGCAUGCGUGGUGGCAUGCGUGGUGGCAUGCGUGGUGGCAUGCGUGGUGGCAUGCGUGGUGGCAUGCGUGGUGGCAUGCGUGGUGGCAUGCGUGGUGGCAUGCGUGGUGGCAUGCGUGGUGGCAUGCGUGGUGGCAUGCGUGGUGGCAUGCGUGGUGGCAUGCGUGGUGGCAUGCGUGGUGGCAUGCGUGGUGGCAUGCGUGGUGGCAUGCGUGGUGGCAUGCGUGGUGGCAUGCGUGGUGGCAUGCGUGGUGGCAUGCGUGGUGGCAUGCGUGGUGGCAUGCGUGGUGGCAUGCGUGGUGGCAUGCGUGGUGGCAUGCGUGGUGGCAUGCGUGGUGGCAUGCGUGGUGGCAUGCGUGGUGGCAUGCGUGGUGGCAUGCGUGGUGGCAUGCGUGGUGGCAUGCGUGGUGGCAUGCGUGGUGGCAUGCGUGGUGGCAUGCGUGGUGGCAUGCGUGGUGGCAUGCGUGGUGGCAUGCGUGGUGGCAUGCGUGGUGGCAUGCGUGGUGGCAUGCGUGGUGGCAUGCGUGGUGGGCAUGCGUGGUGGCAUGCGUGGUGGCAUUGCCGUGGUGGCAUGGCGUGGUGGCAUGCGUGGGUGGCAUGCGUGGUGGCAUGCGUGGUGGCAUGCGUGGUGGCAUGCGUGGUGGCAUGCGUGGUGGCAUGCGUGGUGGCAUGCGUGGUGGCAUGCGUGGUGGCAUGCGUGGUGGCAUGCGUGGUGGCAUGCGUGGUGGCAUGCGUGGUGGCAUGCGUGGUGGCAUGCGUGGUGGCAUGCGUGGUGGCAUGCGUGGUGGCAUGCGUGGUGGCAUGCGUGGUGGCAUGCGUGGUGGCAUGCGUGGUGGCAUGCGUGGUGGCAUGCGUGGUGGCAUGCGUGGUGGCAUGCGUGGUGGCAUGCGUGGUGGCAUGCGUGGUGGCAUGCGUGGUGGCAUGCGUGGUGGCAUGCGUGGUGGCAUGCGUGGUGGCAUGCGUGGUGGCAUGCGUGGUGGCAUGCGUGGUGGCAUGCGUGGUGGCAUGCGUGGUGGCAUGCGUGGUGGCAUGCGUGGUGGCAUGCGUGGUGGCAUGCGUGGUGGCAUGCGUGGUGGCAUGCGUGGUGGCAUGCGUGGUGGCAUGCGUGGUGGCAUGCGUGGUGGCAUGCGUGGUGGCAUGCGUGGUGGCAUGCGUGGUGGCAUGCGUGGUGGCAUGCGUGGUGGCAUGCGUGGUGGCAUGCGUGGUGGCAUGCGUGGUGGCAUGCGUGGUGGCAUGCGUGGUGGCAUGCGUGGUGGCAUGCGUGGUGGCAUGCGUGGUGGCAUGCGUGGUGGCAUGCGUGGUGGCAUGCGUGGUGGCAUGCGUGGUGGCAUGCGUGGUGGCAUGCGUGGUGGCAUGCGUGGUGGCAUGCGUGGUGGCAUGCGUGGUGGCAUGCGUGGUGGCAUGCGUGGUGGCAUGCGUGGUGGCAUGCGUGGUGGCAUGCGUGGUGGCAUGCGUGGUGGCAUGCGUGGUGGCAUGCGUGGUGGCAUGCGUGGUGGCAUGCGUGGUGGCAUGCGUGGUGGCAUGCGUGGUGGCAUGCGUGGUGGCAUGCGUGGUGGCAUGCGUGGUGGCAUGCGUGGUGGCAUGCGUGGUGGCAUGCGUGGUGGCAUGCGUGGUGGCAUGCGUGGUGGCAUGCGUGGUGGCAUGCGUGGUGGCAUGCGUGGUGGCAUGCGUGGUGGCAUGCGUGGUGGCAUGCGUGGUGGCAUGCGUGGUGGCAUGCGUGGUGGCAUGCGUGGUGGCAUGCGUGGUGGCAUGCGUGGUGGCAUGCGUGGUGGCAUGCGUGGUGGCAUGCGUGGUGGCAUGCGUGGUGGCAUGCGUGGUGGCAUGCGUGGUGGCAUGCGUGGUGGCAUGCGUGGUGGCAUGCGUGGUGGCAUGCGUGGUGGCAUGCGUGGUGGCAUGCGUGGUGGCAUGCGUGGUGGCAUGCGUGGUGGCAUGCGUGGUGGCAUGCGUGGUGGCAUGCGUGGUGGCAUGCGUGGUGGCAUGCGUGGUGGCAUGCGUGGUGGCAUGCGUGGUGGCAUGCGUGGUGGCAUGCGUGGUGGCAUGCGUGGUGGCAUGCGUGGUGGCAUGCGUGGUGGCAUGCGUGGUGGCAUGCGUGGUGGCAUGCGUGGUGGCAUGCGUGGUGGCAUGCGUGGUGGCAUGCGUGGUGGCAUGCGUGGUGGCAUGCGUGGUGGCAUGCGUGGUGGCAUGCGUGGUGGCAUGCGUGGUGGCAUGCGUGGUGGCAUGCGUGGUGGCAUGCGUGGUGGCAUGCGUGGUGGCAUGCGUGGUGGCAUGCGUGGUGGCAUGCGUGGUGGCAUGCGUGGUGGCAUGCGUGGUGGCAUGCGUGGUGGCAUGCGUGGUGGCAUGCGUGGUGGCAUGCGUGGUGGCAUGCGUGGUGGCAUGCGUGGUGGCAUGCGUGGUGGCAUGCGUGGUGGCAUGCGUGGUGGCAUGCGUGGUGGCAUGCGUGGUGGCAUGCGUGGUGGCAUGCGUGGUGGCAUGCGUGGUGGCAUGCGUGGUGGCAUGCGUGGUGGCAUGCGUGGUGGCAUGCGUGGUGGCAUGCGUGGUGGCAUGCGUGGUGGCAUGCGUGGUGGCAUGCGUGGUGGCAUGCGUGGUGGCAUGCGUGGUGGCAUGCGUGGUGGCAUGCGUGGUGGCAUGCGUGGUGGCAUGCGUGGUGGCAUGCGUGGUGGCAUGCGUGGUGGCAUGCGUGGUGGCAUGCGUGGUGGCAUGCGUGGUGGCAUGCGUGGUGGCAUGCGUGGUGGCAUGCGUGGUGGCAUGCGUGGUGGCAUGCGUGGUGGCAUGCGUGGUGGCAUGCGUGGUGGCAUGCGUGGUGGCAUGCGUGGUGGCAUGCGUGGUGGCAUGCGUGGUGGCAUGCGUGGUGGCAUGCGUGGUGGCAUGCGUGGUGGCAUGCGUGGUGGCAUGCGUGGUGGCAUGCGUGGUGGCAUGCGUGGUGGCAUGCGUGGUGGCAUGCGUGGUGGCAUGCGUGGUGGCAUGCGUGGUGGCAUGCGUGGUGGCAUGCGUGGUGGCAUGCGUGGUGGCAUGCGUGGUGGCAUGCGUGGUGGCAUGCGUGGUGGCAUGCGUGGUGGCAUGCGUGGUGGCAUGCGUGGUGGCAUGCGUGGUGGCAUGCGUGGUGGCAUGCGUGGUGGCAUGCGUGGUGGCAUGCGUGGUGGCAUGCGUGGUGGCAUGCGUGGUGGCAUGCGUGGUGGCAUGCGUGGUGGCAUGCGUGGUGGCAUGCGUGGUGGCAUGCGUGGUGGCAUGCGUGGUGGCAUGCGUGGUGGCAUGCGUGGUGGCAUGCGUGGUGGCAUGCGUGGUGGCAUGCGUGGUGGCAUGCGUGGUGGCAUGCGUGGUGGCAUGCGUGGUGGCAUGCGUGGUGGCAUGCGUGGUGGCAUGCGUGGUGGCAUGCGUGUGGCAUGCGUGGUGGCAUGCGUGGUGGCAUGCGUGGUGGCAUGCGUGGUGGCAUGCGUGGUGGCAUGCGUGGUGGCAUGCGUGGUGGCAUGCGUGGUGGCAUGCGUGGUGGCAUGCGUGGUGGCAUGCGUGGUGGCAUGCGUGGUGGCAUGCGUGGUGGCAUGCGUGGUGGCAUGCGUGGUGCAUGCGUGGUGCAUGCGUGGUGGCAUGCGUGGUGGCAUGCGUGGUGGUGGCAUGCGUUGGUGGCAUGCGUGGUGGCAUGCGUGGUGGCAUGCGUGGUGGCAUGCGUGGUGGCAUGCGUGGUGGCAUGCGUGGUGGCAUGCGUGGUGGCAUGCGUGGUGGCAUGCGUGGUGGCAUGCGUGGUGGCAUGCGUGGUGGCAUGCGUGGUGGCAUGCGUGGUGGCAUGCGUGGUGGCAUGCGUGGUGGCAUGCGUGGUGGCAUGCGUGGUGGCAUGCGUGGUGGCAUGCGUGGUGGCAUGCGUGGUGGCAUGCGUGGUGGCAUGCGUGGUGGCAUGCGAGCGAAGCGCAGCGCAUCCAUCGCCAUGCGCACUCGCACCGGGGGAGGUUGCCGUGCUGCCCUGCUGGGGUUGGGGAAGCACAUGUAUGAUGUGAUGUCCGGUGCAGUGUCCACACAAAGCAAAGCACGGCGCAUCUGUGGCCAUGCGCACUCGCACCAGGGUAUUCUUCCCUGCUGCACUCCCUGCCCUGCUGGGGGUUGGUUGGUUGAGGGGUGA